Messenger RNA from Salvelinus fontinalis (brook trout), 1481 nucleotides. RefSeq names its product NHP2 ribonucleoprotein homolog (yeast) (gene nhp2). The transcript is spliced from 4 exons. Gene Ontology annotation, cellular component: nucleolus; box H/ACA snoRNP complex. Lineage: Eukaryota; Metazoa; Chordata; Actinopteri; Salmoniformes; Salmonidae. Gene Ontology annotation, biological process: rRNA pseudouridine synthesis; snRNA pseudouridine synthesis. Gene Ontology annotation, molecular function: box H/ACA snoRNA binding. Bases 131 to 601 code for a protein of 156 amino acids. The record is from RefSeq and is a predicted model, not a curated record.
UGCUAAGUAUUUCUGACCUGCUUCACAGCGCUGCACUGGCAACACGUGUGUAGCUUUUUUCGCACUUGCAACGUAGCACGCUGCAAACUAACUAAAACUGUAAGUAACUUCUGCGUUAUCCCUCAGAAACAUGACCAAGGUAAAGAAGGACAAAGGCAUCAAGGAGGAGGAGGCUGGAGCGACGGAGACUGUAGGGACAGAGAAGUCGUAUCAAGAGUUGAUUGCAAACAUCAACCCAAUUGCUAAUCCACUGGCCACUAAGAAGCUAAGCAAGAAGCUCUACAAAUGUGUCAAAAAAGCAUCUAAGCUCAAACAAAUUCGCCGUGGCGUGAAAGAAGUUCAGAAGUUCAUUAACAAAGGAGAAAUUGGGAUUGUGGUGUUGGCUGGAGAUACUCUUCCAAUCGAUGUUUACUGCCAUCUACCCGUCAUGUGUGAGGACAGGAGUCUGCCAUAUGCCUAUAUUCCCUCAAAAGUGGACCUUGGUUCGUCUGCAGGCUCAAAGCGGCCCACCUGCGUCAUCAUGAUCAAAUCUCAUGAGGACUAUAAGGAGGCCUAUGAUGAGUGUUUCGAGGAGGUCUCUGCCCUGCCCAAACCCCUCUGAACAUGUUCUCUGGCUAUCAGACUCAAAUUGUAUCUGAGAAUGUCUGGCUGUAGGCAGAAUCAAUUGGGGGGGGGGGUGAAAUGAACUGACUAACACUAGAGCCAAGCUACAGGGUGGUGUUGUAUUUCAGUCUCAGUAUACAUCGAUGCCCCCCCCCCCCCCCCCCCCAAGUCAUCUUUGUUUGUUUUGGUUAUUAAAUGUAAAUGGGGCCUAUGAAGGUUGACACAGCAAUUUUUGGUAUUUUAAAUAGGUGCUGACUUGAAAAAGGACAUAACUUUAUUUUCCUCGUUUGGUGGCAUUCAUGCGUUGUCUACAGCCAGAUAUGAAUAUGCCUAUCAAGUACAUUCAGUUUUUAUAUUGUAUUAUGUGCUUUCAUAACUUGUGUUAUUUCAAUGUCACACUUGCUAUCGGUUGCACUGCUAUGAAACAUACAUUUUGGUAUGAAAAAUAAAUCUGCACACUGAUUUUAUGAGUUGAUAAGCCUUGUGUUUGAAUGGUAAAGACUCGGGUUAGGUAACAGAUCAUGUGCUUAUUAGUGUAUCUUGUGUGUUUUUGUUGGCGUGAACAGCCAAUUCUAACCAUAGGGGACUACAUGGUUCCUGCGCAGUUAAACAUCAUUAAAUACUUUUUUGCAAUCUCGUUCUGAUAUGUUUGGUCAUUGCAGUUGUAAACGAAUGUAUCACUUAUGGGGUGGCAGGUAGCCUAGUGGUUGGACUAGUAACCGAAAGGUUGCAAGAUCAAAUCCCCGAGCUGACAAGGUAAAAAUCUGUCAUUCUGCCCCUGAACAAGGCAAUUAACCCACUUUUCCUAGGAUGUCAUUGUAAAUAAGAUUUUGUUCUUAACUGAUUUGCCUAGUUAAAUAAAGGUCAAGUUGAAAAUA